Messenger RNA from Closterium sp. NIES-67, 5165 nucleotides. Lineage: Eukaryota; Viridiplantae; Streptophyta; Zygnematophyceae; Desmidiales; Closteriaceae. The record is from the annotation of a GenBank genome assembly.
UCCGCAUUUCAAGAGAAUAUCAGAUUCCUUGGAGCGUUCCUAUUGGCUUAGGGUGGACGGAUUUUCCUGGGGCAACGCCGACGAAUUCCGUUGGCGUUGGAGGCGUAAUUCUACUGGACCGUCAGCGAGCUGGUCGUAUCUAGCGCAUCAGGUGGUUUUUUGCCUCGACAUUGGUUGGCGAGCCUGAAACAUCUGGAUUUUUAGAGGCUCGUCGACUACUAGGUGUGAUCGCUCUGAAAACACAAGAGCAAACUGAUUGGACGGCCUUAGAUUAGCCGAGUUGAUUGUCUAAUUUACUGUUUAGUUGAGAUGGUACUGCCCAUCCCACGGGUAUCGGUCUACGACUUCGUUAGUUUUUCCGUCUACGAGCACAGCACUGGUCGCAGUUUCCACGGUUAGGUAACUUAUGACCCGCUGCUCCAUACUUCUCACAUGCCCUUCUAGAAUUCUUGGACUCGUUCUCCCCGUCCAUUCCGUAUCUCGUCUAGAUUCUUCCGUGCGCCAGUAAUGCGUAUGGCGGCCGUCGGCACAGCGCAAGCCAUGGACAUCGAGCCCCAAUAUCGCGCACAGUACCACACGCCGCGCCAAGACCCGACCAAUCCCCUUACCCGUGCUGACGUCAGCAUGGACGGACUCCGCAGCAGCCCUGACCGCAUGCCCCGGCGUUCCCCGCCGCCAGCCUCUCCGCGCCACCGCGCCGGCCCGUCGUUCGCGGAGGCGGCUUUAGGCACAUCGUCGCCAUCCCACAGCGCUGGCGCCUCCCCCGCGUCAUGCGGACCGCACUCCCCGAGCCCGUUCGCCGAGGCGGACUAUCACGCGAGGAUCGCGUCGCCUCCCAAGCCGCGCUCGCAUUCCCUCCUUUCCCGCCGCAACCGCGGGGCGCUCAGUCCGCUCACCACGCUUCAGUCCCCUUCCGCCGCCGCACAAGCGGCUUCCGCUUCCGCCACUCCGGCGGAGCUCGCGUCCGCGAAGGGCGAUUUCCCCCCUGUCGGCGCAGAACAGGCCUCUUCUUCCCGCGGCCAGUUUUCCUUCCCCAUAGGUGCCGCGUCCCCGCCAUUCCCCGCCGACCAUCCCGCCACGGGUCUGUACCUGGGGCCUGUUGCGCGGACUUCCCCGCGCGCACUGGCGGGCGGCGGAGGGCCUUCCGCUCAGCGCGCGGGGUCACCAGCUGGCGCGGUUGGUGGCGCAGGGGCUGGCGGAGGGCUUUCCGCGAGCCCGUUCAACCUGGCGCACGGAGGCUGUCCGCGGUCCCCCAUGCGCUCCCGCCAGCAGCUUUCCGCGCAUGGCGGAGCGCAACGCGCAAUUGCGCCAUCCCCGCUCUCGGAGCUAUUUAGCGGGGGGUUCUCGGGUCGGGAUUUCCAGCCAGGCUCGCUAGUCGCAGACUCGCUACAAAUGCAGCAUCAGCAAAUGCAGCAUCAGCAAAUGACAAACAAUGACAGAAAUCCGUCGCCGCAGCAGCAACAGCAGCAGCAGCAGGAGCAUUUCAGCAGCAACGGUCAACUGCAGCAAUUCCAGCAGCAUGAGGAACAUUCGCAGCAGCAGCAGCAUUUGCAGCAACACCAGCCGCAGCAGGCGCAGCAGCCGCGGCAUGGGUCACUUGAGGGCGGGAUGUUUUCCGCCGAGCCCAGGGCGGAUCGAUCCCCACGAUCCACAUCCCUCGACAGUUUUGACCACGUCGUCGCGUCGCACUUCUCCCGCCCUCCUGCCGAACUCCAUCCUCCGCCGAAUCCGCCCCACGUGCCGCAAAACGCCCCACCAGCAUACAGUUCCGCGGAGCUCGGCAGCGCGGCUCCGCCGAAAGCCGGCGCGCCCGUCGCCACUCCCCGCCCCGUGCGGCCGUCACAUCGGCGCACGGCCUCCGCUUCCGCCGCCUCCGCGCUCCUCCAGCAUAACUUUUCCGCCGACAUGCUCGAGGGCACCUCCUCCCCGCGCCCCUCGUUCUUCUCCCGCCCGCCCCCUUCCCCGCGCCUCUCUCCCGCGCCGCCCAUUGCACCUUCCGCGGUGGCGGCGCUCGCGGCUGCUGCGUGUGGGGGGGGAGGAAGCGGAGCGGGGACCCCGCGGGGAAGCUCCCCGCGGGAGGGCUCUCCGCCGACGGGGGCGCGGGGGUUGAACAGUGCGAACCGCGCCGUGCAGGACUUGCACGCGCGGCUGCUGGCUGCCGCCCAGUUGGUCGCGGAUAGGGACGCGGCGGCUGUAGCGGCUGCACUGCAGCAGCAGCAGAAGCAGGCGCAACAACACCAGCAGGCGCAGCAGCAGCAGCAGCAGCAGCAGCAACAGGGUGGGGGGAAGCGGCAGGGGCGCGCAAUAGGCCUAUCGGAACUGCAGAUGGAGUGGGGGGCCGCGCAAGGACGCUCCGCGGGAGGGGAGGGAUCUCCGCUCAGGCAAGCUGGCGGGCCAACCGCAGCGGGCCAUGCGGACGGGUUAGGGGGAGGAGCGGCUGGCGCAGUGGGGGGAGCACGCGGAGCAGGCAGGGGGGGAACCUCCCCCUUGCCGUCCCCCAGCUCUGAGCGCGGGGAGCAGCUGAAGCGGCGGGGGAGCGCGAUGUUGGGGGAAGAGGAGAUGUACGCCCUCUCGCACAUGUCCCUAGGGGGGCCGUCAGGUAGCGCCGUGGGUUCAGGUGGGAAUUCAGGUGGGGGUUCAGGUAGCCGCCCAGGCUCAGGUGAUUGUUCAGGUUACAUGGGUGCUAGUAACGGUGGGGCUAAUAUCGGGGCUGGGGGGGUGAUUAACCGUCCUGUGAAGCAGCGGGUGUCGACGGGUCAUCGAUCCGCUUCUAAUGCUGCUGGCAGCGGUGGGGCCAGUGGUGAUUACGCCUCCGCGCUUUCUGCUGCCGCAGCUGCUGCACUGGCAGCAGCAGGGGCGCCUGCCGGGAUUUCUCCAGGGGAAAUUACCCAGAUUACCCAGAAGUGGAUGGAGAUGCAGGCGGCAGGAAGCUUCGGUGCUUAUAAUCAGAGUAGACCCUCACCUUCCGCUGCUGCUGCUGCGGCUGCUGCUGCUGCUGCGGCGGCGCGUGCGCAGAAAGCAGCAGCAGAAGCGGCAGCAGCAGGAAGGGGGGGAGGGGUGGGCGGCAGUGGGGUAGGGAGCUCUCCCUCCGUUUCCGCUACAGCAGCUAGAGCAGCAGCCAAUAGGAGAGCGGCACGUCACCGGCGAACUGGCAGCGCCGAUUUCGCCCUGAACAACCCAGGAGAGUUAUUAAAGCCGGUUUCCGCCAUGCGGCAGACGAUCAAGCUGGGGAGCGGCGGGGGGCCGAGCUUGAGGCAGGAGGAGCAGCUGCUGCAGCAGCCGCAGCUGCCCGUUUCGGGGUAUAAUCUCGAUAAUGUCUCUGCGCCGUGCCUGGCUAAACUUCUAAACCACCCUGCAACUGGCCCCCUAGGAGGGGGGGUGGGGGCCGUAGGGUGGGGGGCGGGGGCCGGGGGGAGGAGGAGAGGGGUAGCAGGGGGGGGCGGAGGAGGGGGAGGAGGGGGAGGGGGUGGGGGCGGUGGGGGCGGCAUGGGAGUGGUGGUGGGGAUGCACCGGCCGUCGUCGUCCAUCUCAGGGUUCGCGGGUGACCGGCUCGUGGCGGCAGCAGCUCUGGCAGAGGCGUCGAAACACCUCGCCCUGGCCGCCGCUGCCUCCAAGGCUGCUGCUGCUACCAGGACGGCGCUUCCCCAGCAGCAGCAGCUGAUGCAGCUGCUGCAGCAACAGCAACAGCAGCAACAGCAGCAGAACCAGCAGUGGCAGCAGCAGGCUUGGCAGCAACAAGGGAUUGCAGAGAGAAUGGAUCUAGACGCGCCAAGAGGACAGAUUCAUCCAGGGCAAUCCGGCCAGAAGCAGCAGCAGCAGAAUCAGCAGCAGCACCAGGUGGUUCCUCAGGUGUUUUCUCAGGUGGUGGCACCGCACCGCCAGCAGCAAGGGCGGCAGUUGAACUCUGGACUGGGCGGGAGCAUGCGCAAGCCGGCAAGCUUUUCGGGCCGCGUGGAAGAUGUUUUCGGGCAGUAUGAGGGGCUGCCCCCACGGGACCACGUUCUUAGGAAGGAGUAUGGAGAGAUUAAAGCCCAGUUCGUGCUACAUAGUAGGGAGCUGGGAAGUGGGCAGUUUGGGAUCAUCCGUCCGUGCAUGGAGGUGGCAACUGGGCAGGUGUUUGCUUGCAAGACAAUCAACAAGAAAUGCGUGCAGACGAAGGAGGACGCGGAGGACAUUCGCAAGGAGGUGGCCUGCCUCACGCUGCUGCGCAACCAUCCCACCAUCGUCACUCUUAAAGACACCGUGGAAGAUGAAGAGAACAUCCACAUAGUGAUGCAGCUGUGCCAGGGCGGAGAUCUCUUCGACCGUGUGAGCAGCAAGGGGCGCAUGUCGGAGCAGUCGGCCGCGCGGCUGUGCCGUGCGCUAGUGGAGGCGCUGCUGCACUGCCACUGCCACGGCAUCCUGCACCGCGACAUCAAGCCCGAAAACAUUCUCCUUUGCGAUCAUUCUGAGAAUUCACGAAUUAAAUUGGUUGAUUUCGGAGUCGCCACCUUCUUUGAUCCUGGCAAGCGCCUGACAGAGGUCCUGGGGACGCCCGAGUACAUGGCGCCAGAGGUGCUGCUGCAGUCAUACGGCCCCGAGGCCGACAUCUGGUCGGCGGGCGUCGUCCUAUACAUCGUUCUGUGCGGCGUGCCGCCCUUCUGGGCGUCGUCGCGCAAGUGUGUGGCGGAGGCGAUCCUCAAGGGCGCUGUGAGCUUCAAAUCCGCUAAGUGGGCCAACACCAGCGAGGAGUGCAAGGAGCUUGUAAGGAGGAUGCUCACCAAGGACCCACGGGAGCGAAUCACGGCGCUGGAGAUUCUAGAUCAUCCAUGGAUCCGUAUGCACCAAUAAGAAAAGAGCAUGCUGCAGGCACAACCACAGGAUGGUGGGUUGUCCCGAUAUCUAGUGCUUACAGACAGCAAACUCCAAUUACCACCUGUUAAUAUAUUUAUGAAUACGAGACUGCUCAACACCGCAUUUAUCAUCAACAGGGGUGCCCAGCAUAUGCGCUAGUGCCCCCAUCCUGAGUUACAUGGACGCUUGUGCUACAUACGUGGGGUGAUUACAUUUUGUUGUACUCUGUAGUUUUUUCUUGUGCGUAGACAGUUUCCAGCUAUAGAAUAGGCUUCCCACCCAUAGGAAUGUUUAGGGUGUUAGAUCUCAAGUACGCAUUGGUUAGCAACACA